AUGACUGCUGCCGAUCUGCGAAUAAAGCGGGAGUCUGUUGUCCGGUGCAGCACGGGGUCUUCCGAUGUAGACGCAUUGUUGGGUGGCGGUAUACCAUCGCAGCAGAUCACGGAGGUCUUCGGCGAAUUCCGAACAGGCAAAUCUCAGCUGUGCCAUACCAUGUGUGUCACCGCUCAACUACCUACUAGCCUGGGUGGUAUGGAAGGCAAGGUCGCUUACAUCGACACUGAGGGUACAUUUCGUCCUGAGCGCCUAAUGCCCAUUGCGGACCGCUUCGGCGUGGAUCGAGAUGCAGUCCUCGACAACAUCAUGUACGCACGCGCAUAUACAAGCGAGCAUCAGAUGGAACUUUUGACCAUAUGUGCCGCAAAGUUUGCGGAGGAAAGAGGGACCUUUAAGCUGCUUAUAGUUGACUCGAUCAUCGCCUUAUUCCGUGUGGACUUCUCCGGAAGAGGAGAACUUGCCGAUCGCCAACAGAAGUUAGCGCACAUGUUGUCUUGCCUUGUGAAAUUAGCUGAGGAGUUCAACGUUGCUGUGUUCAUCACAAAUCAGAUGACAGCCGAUCCAGGAGCCAAUGUCACGUUCGUGGCUGAUCCUAAAAAACCAAAAGUGCUGAGGCACAGUUUCGCACUUAUAUCAGGUCGCGGAGACCAACGUAUUUGCAAGAUCUAUGAUUCACCAGACAUGCCAGAAAGCGAAGCGGUGUACCAAAUUACGAACGGUGGAAUCGACAACCCUACCUCUUAG
This is a messenger RNA of Sphaeroforma arctica JP610, 747 nucleotides long. Its product is annotated as meiotic recombination protein DMC1/LIM15. Gene Ontology annotation, biological process: mitotic recombination; DNA strand invasion; DNA repair. The transcript is spliced from 5 exons. Gene Ontology annotation, molecular function: ATP-dependent DNA damage sensor activity; double-stranded DNA binding; single-stranded DNA binding. Bases 1 to 747 code for a protein of 248 amino acids. The record is from RefSeq and is a predicted model, not a curated record. Gene Ontology annotation, cellular component: condensed nuclear chromosome. NCBI's taxonomy places the organism in Eukaryota, Ichthyosporea, Ichthyophonida.